CUUUGUCUAAAACACCAUUACAAAGGUUUUUAGACAAAAGAAGAAGAAGAAGAAGAAAAAAACAAUCCUUUUUCCAUACCUUCCCUCCCUUCCAUUCAUUGGGUUUUAGCUAUUGUGUUCUUGUUCAUAUCUCCCAUCCAAAAAAACAAACCAAAAAAAAAAACAAGAACACCCCCACAAUUUCAUGAGACAUGGUUGUGGAACAGGAGAAGGAAAGCCUUAGGUCAAGGCUGUUCAAUUUCAGGGGAUUGUACGACAACUCCGGCGGCGGAGCCAAGCACUCCAAGAGCAUGAGCCUCGACGAAACCUCGAGCUACGACGACGAUGACGACGACGACGCUCCCAUCAUAAUCACUUCAUCCAAAAACAAAGCACCCGCCGACGACGCCAAAGAUGGCGCCGCCACCACCCAUCGCAUCGAGAAACAGCCGUCCCGCGUCGCCGUGGCCGCGGCCGCCAUCGGCCGCGCCAUCAGCCGCAACGACAAGGGUUCCAAGUCCAAGAUGAUGAGCAAAGAUCUCGACGUCGUCGCUCAACUCCUCAAGGAGAAAACUCAUGAAAUGGACCAAAUGAAGGAAAGGUUUGCGAAGUUGUUGCUGGGAGAGGACAUGUCGGGAGGAGGAAAGGGUGUUUCUUCGGCUUUGGCAUUGUCCAAUGCCAUCACGAAUCUUGCAGCUUCGGUUUUCGGAGAGCAGUGGCGUCUGGAGCCGAUGUCGAACGAGAGGAAAACGAGGUGGAGGAGAGAAAUCGACCUGCUGUUAUCCGUCACGGAUCACAUCGUCGAAUUCGUCGCUGCCCAACAGGGCAACGUGGAGAAUUGUCACGUGCAGGUAAUGAUAACGCGACAGAGGAACGACCUUCACAUGAACAUCCCAGCCUUACGAAAGCUCGAUGGCAUGCUCGUCGUAAGAUUGAAAUACAAUCAGGGUACUCUAGAUAACUUCAAGGAACAGAGCGAGUUCACGUACGUAUCAAGAGACGCACCCGAUUCAGAGAAAGGACCCAAGAGAAAAGAAGAGAAAUGGUGGCUUCCCACAGCCAAAGUCCCAACCAACGGCCUCUCGGAAGCUUCCAGAAAAUUCCUGCAGGCACAGAAGGAUUCCGUCAACCAGGUCCUGAAAGCCGCCCAGGCCAUCAACGCGCAGGUUUUGUCGGAAAUGGAGAUUCCCGAAAGCUACAUCGAAGCCCUUCCCAAGAAUGGGAGAGCGAGCCUGGGGGACGUGAUCUACAAGAGCAUUACGGUGGAGUUCUUCGACCCGGACCAGUUCUUGUCGACCAUGGAUUUGGCGAACGAGCACAAGAUCCUGGACCUGAAAGACAGGAUCGAAGCGUCCAUCGUGAUAUGGAAGCGGAAGAUGAACCAGAAAGACGGGAAAUCGGCUUGGGGAUCGGCGGUUAGCUGGGAGAAGAGGGAACAGUUUGAGGACAGAGCAGAGACCAUACUGCUCAUCAUGAAGCAGAGGUUCCCUGGCAUCCCGCAGUCCGCUCUCGACAUCAGCAAGAUCGAAUCGAACCGGGAUGUAGGGCAGGCGAUCUUGGAGAGCUACUCGAGAAUCCUGGAGAGCUUGGCGUUCACGGUGCUGUCCCGUAUCGAAGACGUGCUGUACGCAGAUCACUGCGCCAGGAACCCGUCCCAAGUUGGGCCGAAGAGCGGCCCGUUUUCGCAGGCCGGCACGCCGUCGUACGACGAGAAGGACAGGUCGUCGAUGGAAGGAUCGUCGCCGAUGACGUUGCUGGACUUCAUGGGGUGGGACGACGGGAACGACAACGACGGGGACGACGGCAACGGUAGCGGGGACGAGAUACAGAAAGAAGACGCCAAGGUGUCGGAGAAGCUUCCCAACGUUGUCACCAACAACAAGCCUUCGUAUCUUGCCAACUUGGUGGGUUCGAGAAGUCCGACGUCGAGGGAUUGAAAUGUUGAAAGGGAGAGUCCGAGUCACAACAGUAAGACACAUUUAAGACUAACUAAUUAACGUUAUCUAGCUAAUGAUAACAUUGAAUUUCUUGGAGUAUAUAGUACUCAUUGAUGUACCUUGUGUAAAUAUGUUUGACAAUGAGAAAAUUUUUGU
This is a messenger RNA of Linum tenue, 2072 nucleotides long. The record is from the annotation of a GenBank genome assembly. Lineage: Eukaryota; Viridiplantae; Streptophyta; Magnoliopsida; Malpighiales; Linaceae.